UAAGAUUGUUCGCGGUGGAAAAGACGACGCAAAAAAUAUUGCAGUGAGAGAAAAUGAUGCAGGAUGAAGACUUGGGUGGCUCAGUGAGAAAAAAUAUCUUCAGUCAAGGAAUAAUAAGAAUAUCACAGAUAUAUCAAAGAUACCUAGAUGUGUGGACUCCUCAUGUAAUAUCACGAUGGAUAUUUGCUUUAUUCUUAUUAGUACUUUUUAUUCUACGUAUAUUUAUCUCUCAAGGGUGGUAUAUUGUCACAUACGCACUAGGAAUUUAUCACCUCAAUUUAUUCAUAGCAUUUCUUACUCCAAAAAUUGAUCCUGCCAUGGAUUUUUUUGAUGAUGGAGAAGGUCCUGAGUUACCUACAAGAUCAAAUGAGGAAUUUAGGCCGUUCAUUAGAAGAUUACCUGAAUUUAAAUUCUGGUAUUCAGUAACAAAAUCUACAAUUGUUGCCAUGAUAUGCACUCUAUUUGAUUGCUUUAACAUACCAGUAUUCUGGCCGAUACUUGUUAUGUAUUUCAUAACAUUAUUCUGUAUCACAAUGAAGCGGCAAAUAAAGCAUAUGAUCAAGUACAGAUACCUGCCUUUCACUCAUGGCAAACCAAAAUAUCAGAACCAUGAGGAUACAUCACGAUUGAUAUCAUCAAAGUGA
Molecule: messenger RNA, 644 nt
Organism: Atta colombica
Lineage: Eukaryota; Metazoa; Arthropoda; Insecta; Hymenoptera; Formicidae
Product: protein RER1
Exons: 6
Coding region: 54-644 (196 amino acids)
Biological process (GO): protein retention in ER lumen; retrograde vesicle-mediated transport, Golgi to endoplasmic reticulum
Cellular component (GO): Golgi membrane
Source: RefSeq, a predicted model, not a curated record